Messenger RNA from Lucilia cuprina (Australian sheep blowfly), 4603 nucleotides. RefSeq names its product RNA helicase aquarius. Gene Ontology annotation, biological process: mRNA splicing, via spliceosome. Gene Ontology annotation, cellular component: catalytic step 2 spliceosome. The record is from RefSeq and is a predicted model, not a curated record. NCBI's taxonomy places the organism in Eukaryota, Metazoa, Arthropoda, Insecta, Diptera, Calliphoridae. The coding region runs from base 92 to 4540 and encodes 1482 amino acids. Gene Ontology annotation, molecular function: mRNA binding; helicase activity. The transcript has 10 exons.
CGCUUUUCUGUUUACAUUUUUUACUAAUGCACAAGAAAUCGUGUUAAAAUAAUUUUUAUUUUCUUUAAUUUUUAAACAAAAAUCUUUAAAUAUGAAAUUAAAAAAUGUAAAUAAAAACAAAGCAGAACGGCAAGGUGUGGAUGCCAAAACACAAAAGUCAGCACAAAUGACCGUAUCACAAUUGAGUGCAGAUGUUAUUUGGGAGAUUGCUUCAAAAUACUGGUCUCCGGAAACAGAAGGCUCGCAUGAAGCAUACGAUGCCCAACUGGUGGAUGAUAUUUACUUAAAAGAAAUAGUGGAACAUAAAAAUUCCACCCGGCGUAUUGUUAUGCUGGAAUUUAGUCAAUACUUUGAGAAAUAUCUAUGGCCCAAUUAUAAACGUUCCACGGCAUCACAUGCUCACUUAAUGUCUAUAGUUUUUAUGGUUAAUGAAAAGUUUCGUGAGCGUGUAGAGGUAUGGUCAACAUUUGAGCAGCGUGCUGAGGAGUUUGCAGGAUUUUUUCGUCAUGUUUUGGAAUUGUGUUUGAAUGAAGACAAUAAAACACAAAUAAGAGAGAAAACUGCUUUGGUGGUAUUUCUUAAUCAUUGUUUUAAUAGCAUGGAAAUCGAAUUGUGUCGCAAUCAAAUUAGACGUUUGGUAUCAUUGUCCAUGUGGUCAUGUUUGCAACCAAAACGAUUGGAACAGGAGCUGCGCUCUAUACCCGAAUGGCGUAGAGUUUGGAAAAAGUUACAGAAAAAGGAAAAGAACGAAAAGAAUCCGGAUGUAGAAUGGGAAAGACAUUUUCUACAAAAUCUUAUUAUACAAUUUUUAGAUGUUUUAGAACAUUUACCUUUGGAGGGUCCAGUAGAUUCACAUACGAUCCUGUAUUGUGAACGUUUCUUGGAAUUAAUGAUUGAUUUGGAGGCUUUACUGCCUACAAGACGUUUUUUCAAUACUGUCUUGGAUGAUUCUCAUCUAUUGGUUCGUGCUCAAAUAAGCAAUUUGGUUCAGAGACCGGAUGGGAAAUUAUUUGGUCAGCUAUUGGAUAUGUUAAAAUUCUAUUCACGUUUUGAAAUCAAUGAUGUGACUGGAGACUCUCUAACCGAUCAUGAUAUGACACAAAUCCAUUAUAAAAAAAUUACCUCUCUACAAAGAGCAGCCUUUUCCAAAUUUCCCGACUUAAGAUUAUUUGCUCUAUCGAAUGUGGCCAGCAUAGAUUCACGUGAUUCUUUGGAAAAACACUUUGGUGGCUUAAAUGAAAAAGCGCUCAAAGAAAUUGCUUCAUUCUUAAAUCUAGUCCCUGAUGAACUACAACCACCUUUUCAAUGGCAUCGUUUGGAUGAGGAUUUUCUCAAGGAGUUGCUAAUAACUAGACAUGAAAAACGUUGUUCUCAAUUGGAUGCUCUCAAUGAAAUGCCUCUAUAUCCCACCGAGGAUAUAAUCUGGGAUGAAAAUAUAGUACCGUCGGAAUAUUUUACAGGAGAUGGUUGUUUGGCUUUGCCAAAAUUGAAUUUACAAUUUUUAACUUUACACGAUUAUUUGUUGAGAAAUUUCAAUCUGUUUCGCUUGGAAUCCACAUAUGAAAUUCGUCAAGAUAUUGAGGAUGCGGUGAGUCGUAUGUUACCCUGGCUAUCGGAAGAUGGUGAUGUAGUAUUUGGUGGUUGGGCUCGUAUGGCCUUGCCUAUUGCCUCUUUUGCUGUUGUGGAGGUGGCUAAACCUCAUAUUGGAGAAAAGAAACCUUCUAGAGUGCGAGCUGAUAUUGGAGUUACAUUAUCGGUACGCAAGGAGAUUAAGGAUGAAUGGGAAAAUCUACGAAAGCAUGAUGUGUGUUUUCUGAUUACAGUUAAGCCUACAAAACCUUAUGGUACAAAAUACAAUCCACGUGAGCCAUUUAUUCCACAAGUGGGUUUAGUUUAUGUGCGUGGUUGUGAAGUGGAGGGUAUGUUGGAUGCCAAUGGUCGAGUUAUAGAAGAUGGUCCCGAUCCAAGACCUCAACUCCCUGGUGAACAAAGAACUUAUCGUGUUUGGUUGGAUUGUAAUCAGUAUCGCUUGGAUAUGGAUUCCUUGCAAGAGGGAGGAGAUGAUGUUUAUGAAAGCUUUAACAUUAUAAUGAGACGCAAACCUAAAGAAAAUAAUUUCAAAGCAGUUUUAGAAACCAUAAGACAUUUAAUGAACACUGAAUGUGUGGUACCCGCCUGGUUGCAUGAUAUUUUAUUGGGCUAUGGUGAUCCUGGUGCUGCCCACUAUUCCAAAAUGCCAAAUCAAGAACGUAAUUUGGAUUUUAAUGAUACUUUUCUUUCGUAUCAACAUAUUGUUGAAAGUUUUCCUGAUUAUGAAAUUAAAUGUAAUGUUGCCGAGGAACAGCGUAGUGCACUCUUUCGUUUGAUAUUUGAAGAUGUGGCGGAGAAAAAAGACGAGUCGGAGGAGGCUUCAGAAGAUAAGCAGGAGCAGCAGCUAAGCAAAUCUAUUGUGGUACAACCAUAUAAAUUUGAGAAUCGUGGUCCCUAUUUGGGUAACAAACCCAAACAAAACUCUAUACGCUUUACACCAACCCAAGUCGAAGCUAUACGAGCUGGUAUGCAACCUGGUUUGACUGUGGUUGUAGGUCCUCCUGGUACUGGUAAAACCGAUGUAGCCGUGCAAAUCAUUUCCAAUAUCUAUCACAAUCAUCCCAAUCAACGUACUUUGAUUGUAACGCAUUCCAAUCAGGCUCUUAAUCAACUUUUUGAAAAGAUUAUGGCCUUGGAUAUCGACGAAAGACAUUUAUUGCGUUUGGGUCAUGGUGAAGAGGCUUUGGAGACCGAAAAAGAUUUCAGUCGUUAUGGACGUGUUAAUUAUGUUUUAGCCAAACGCAUAGACUUAUUGCAGCAAGUGCAAAAACUCCAAGAAUCUUUAGGAGUUAGAGGUGAUAAUGCUUACACCUGUGAAACAGCAGGAUAUUUCUAUCUUUACAAUGUUAUGGCCAGAUGGGAGAAAUUCCAAACACAAGCAGCUGCCGUGGAGAAAAGCGAAGAUGCAAAUGUUUGGCGUAAAGUUUUUGAACAAGAAUUUCCCUUUAAUAAAUUCUUUGAUGAUGCUCCUCAACCAUUAUUUAAGGGCGAAUGUUAUGAGGAUUAUAUGAAUAUUGCCAAAUCUUGUUUUCGUUAUAUUUCCCACAUAUUCACUGAACUAGAAGAGUUUAGAGCUUUUGAACUUUUGCGCACUGGAUUGGAUCGUUCCAAGUAUCUUUUGGUUAAGGAGGCUAAGAUAAUAGCCAUGACUUGUACUCAUGCUGCUUUAAAACGCAAAGAAUUAGUAAAUCUAGGUUUUCGUUAUGAUAAUAUUCUUAUGGAAGAAUCUGCACAAAUUCUAGAGAUAGAAACCUUUAUACCUCUGCUGUUGCAAAAUCCUAUGGAUGGUUUUAAUCGUCUUAAACGUUGGAUUAUGAUAGGAGAUCAUCAUCAAUUGCCACCGGUGAUUAAAAAUAUGGCCUUUCAAAAGUAUUCCAAUAUGGAACAGAGUCUAUUUACGAGGCUAGUGCGUUUGGGUGUACCUACAGUUGAUUUGGAUGGUCAAGGUCGUGCUAGAUCUAGUAUUUGUUCUUUAUACAAAUGGCGCUAUAAGAAACUGGAUGAUUUGCAGCAUAUUUUGGAAUCCCAGGAAUAUCGUCGAGCCAAUGCUGGUUUAUUGCAUGACUAUCAACUGAUAAAUGUGGAUGACUUUAAUGGAGUGGGUGAAACGGAACCUAAUCCUUACUUUUAUCAGAAUUUGGCUGAAGCGGAAUAUAUAGUGGCUGUUUAUAUGUAUAUGAGACUUAUUGGUUAUCCGGCGGAGAAAAUCUCUAUUUUAACUACCUAUAAUGGUCAGAAACAUUUAAUUAGAGAUGUCAUUAAUGGUAGGUGCGGUAGUAAUCCCUUAAUUGGGUGGCCUCACAAAAUCACCACCGUAGACAAAUACCAGGGUCAACAAAAUGAUUACAUAUUGAUAUCGUUGGUGCGCACAAAAGCUGUAGGUCAUAUCAGAGAUGUCAGACGUUUGGUGGUGGCCAUGAGUCGUGCCCGUUUAGGUUUAUAUAUCUUUGGCAGGGUUGGGUUAUUUAAAAACUGUUUAGAAUUACAGCAAACAUUUAAACUGCUAACAAUGCGUCCCCAAAAACUAAAGUUGGUAGAAAACGAAUCAUAUCCUACCACACGCAUGACCAAUGAUAAUCCCGAAGAAAAAAUUAUCACCAUUAAUAAUAUGACACAAAUGACGGAAUAUGUUUAUGAAAUGUAUAUGAAAAAAAUGGAAAGUAUAAAAGAUCAACUACCCAAUAAUGUAGAAACCGAGAUCUACAAAGAUUUGCCAAAAGAAGAUGAACCUAUGGAGGAAACGUCUGCAGAAAUCGAAUAUGAGAUCAUAGAAAAACAACCUGCCGUUAAACGUGUACAAAAAGAAAAUACUGCAAAAAAGGCGGAACCAAAAGUAUUUAAACCUACACCUAUUGUUAAUGAAAUUUCAGACGAAAUUGAAGAGUCUACUGAAGACCACCCAGAAGAAUCGGAGCAGCAAGCGGAAACCGGUACAGAAGCAAAAGAAUAAUCAUUAUUUUUUAAUAUAUUUUAUGAUUUUCUAAGAAAUAAAAGUAAAAACUUAUUAAAAUUA